Chelmon rostratus (copperband butterflyfish) is the source of this 1008-nucleotide messenger RNA. Its product is annotated as voltage-dependent calcium channel gamma-4 subunit-like. The record is from RefSeq and is a predicted model, not a curated record. Gene Ontology annotation, molecular function: voltage-gated calcium channel activity; channel regulator activity. Gene Ontology annotation, biological process: calcium ion transmembrane transport; neurotransmitter receptor internalization; neurotransmitter receptor transport, postsynaptic endosome to lysosome. Gene Ontology annotation, cellular component: postsynaptic density membrane; voltage-gated calcium channel complex; AMPA glutamate receptor complex. The transcript is spliced from 4 exons. Lineage: Eukaryota; Metazoa; Chordata; Actinopteri; Chaetodontiformes; Chaetodontidae. Bases 1 to 1008 code for a protein of 335 amino acids.
AUGGCAUGGUGUGACCGAGGGGUUCAGACUUUGCUGGCAAUCGUGGGGGCCUUUGCCGCCUUCAGUCUCAUGACCAUCGCCAUAGGCACCGACUACUGGCUGUACUCCCGGGCGUACAUCUGCAACGCCACUAAUGCCACCACGGACGAGACCCAGCUGCAAACCAAGAAAGUCCGAGGCGACCUGACCCACUCCGGACUGUGGAGGAUCUGCUGCAUUGAAGGUAUCAACAAAGGAAGCUGUUUUCAGAUCAAUCAUUUUCCAGAGGAUAACGACUACGAUACAGACAGCUCAGAGUACAUCUUACGUAUAGUUCGUGCAUCGAGCCUCUUCCCCAUCCUCAGCACCGUUCUGCUGAUGCUGGGUGGCCUGUGCGUCGGGGUCGGGCGCAUCUACAACAACAAAAGCAACAUCCUGCUCAGCGCCGGCAUCCUGUUUGUGGCUGCAGGCCUGAGCAACAUCAUCGGCAUCAUCGUCUACAUCUCCAGCAACGCCGGAGAUCCCAGCGACAAGAAGGACGAGGACAAGAAGAACCAGUAUAACUACGGCUGGUCCUUUUACUUCGGCGCCCUCUCCUUCAUCGUGGCUGAGUCAGUGGGUGUUCUUGCGGUCAACAUAUAUAUAGAGAAAAACAAAGAGACACGCUUCAGAGCCCGGCGCGACUUCAUCAAAACCACCUCCUCAUCCUCGCCAUACUCUCGGAUCCCAAGUUACCGCUACCGACGAAGGCGCUCACGCUCCAGUUCGAGGUCGAGCGACCCGUCUCGCGAGCCCUCCCCAGUGGGCCUGAAGAUGGGUGGAGGAAGCGGCGCAGGAGGAGGAGGAGGAGGGUUGGGGAUGGGUUUGCCGAUGGGGGAUAUAUCCCUGUACGCCCUCAGCAGGGACCCUCUGAAGGGCGGAAGUGGGACCGGAGGGCCCUACAGCCCAGAGAGGGACUUUUUACAAGUCCACAACUGCUUCCAGAAAGAUUUGAAAGAUGGAGCGAACAGGAGGACCACACCGGUAUGA